Molecule: messenger RNA, 4691 nt
Organism: Lepus europaeus (European hare)
Lineage: Eukaryota; Metazoa; Chordata; Mammalia; Lagomorpha; Leporidae
Gene: TICAM1
Product: TIR domain containing adaptor molecule 1
Exons: 2
Coding region: 1475-3529 (684 amino acids)
Biological process (GO): positive regulation of myeloid dendritic cell cytokine production; positive regulation of cytokine production involved in inflammatory response; positive regulation of canonical NF-kappaB signal transduction
Molecular function (GO): protein kinase binding
Source: RefSeq, a predicted model, not a curated record
CGGGCGGGGCAGAUCCAGUGGACUGGGGGCCGGCGGCGCUGGGCGUGGCUGCGGAGCGAGAGAGGUGAGUGGUCAGGAGCAGCGGGAACAGCCCCACCACCUCGCUGACCUCAAACCUGGCCGGCAGGUUCUACAGACUCCCCCAGCCCUCCCUGGGUGGGGGCAGGGGGGAGCGAGGGGCCUGGCCCAGCUCCAGCCCAUAGGCCCCCCGCGGCCCCCGCCCAGCCCGGCUGCGGAGUUUGUCUCUUAAAGAUUGACGGAUUUGUUUGAAAAGCAAAGUCACGGAUCUCCAUCCGCGGGCUCACUCCCCAGAAGCCCAAAACAGCCAGGGCUGGGCCAGGCCACAGCCAGGAGCCGGGCGCUCCAUCCGGGUCUCCCGCAUGGGCACUCGGGCCCCCAGGGUGCGCAUAGCAGGGAGCUGGGCUCAGAAGAGGAGAUUUUAAGAUUUAUUUAUUUAUGUGAAAGGCAGAGUUAGAGAGAGAGAGAGAGAGAGAGGGAGAGAGAGGGAGAGGUCUUCCAUCUGCUGGUUCACUCCCCAGAUGGCCACAUCGGCAGGAGCUGGGCGGAUCCAAAACCAGGAACCAGGAGCUUCCUCCGGGUCUCCCAUGUGGGUCCCACUUGGGCCUCUCCCCCUGGCUCUCUCCGCUCCGGCCACAGGGGCCUCCUCGCUGCCCCUCCCCUACGCCAGGCUCCCUCCUGCCCCAGGGCCUUCGCCUGAGCUGCGCUGGGCCUGGAGCGCCUUUAGCUCCCCUCACCGCGGGACCACCGGGCUGAGCCUCCUACAAGCCCCUCCUCCAGGCGCCCACACACCCACAGCUGCAGGCUGCCUGCCCGGCCAGCGGCCCCGCCCCCGGAUCCUGAGUGGCCAGGCUCAGCCACGCCCCCUCCCCGGCCCUGGCCCUGACCCUGGCCUCACCGGCUUGCUCAUCCACCCCAGCCAACUCACCCCUAUGAGUCGGUGAUUUUUCGCAUCCUGAGACACUCGAACACAAGGCCUGGAUGUGUCAGCGGAGAGGGGUGACCCGGGGAUGAGUCAGCUGGGGCCAGGUCCCUCUGCCGGGGUCGGAGACGGUGGCCCCGGCCUCCGCCCUGCCCAUGCCCCUGCAGCUGUGCCGACCGGAGAUGACUCUGGGCACGCCUGCACGCGUCCCGGGGACAUCUGCCGCAGCUUCCGAACUCAGAGCCCCCGGCUGGGGUCCCGGCUGGGGGUCCCGGCGCGGCUCCGGACCCGGCUUCCUGCUGCUGCGCACCGCGCACCCCGGGAGGCCCGGCCGCGCCAGCGCACGGACACUCAGUCUCUGUCUCUCUCCCAGGGAGGGUCACCGCCUGUGCCUUCUGUCUCCCGCAGAUCUGCUCCGCCCGCCCCGUGCCGUGAACGCGUAGGGGUCGCCAGGCAGGCAGGAGCGGCCCCGCGGAACAUGCCGCCGCCGCCCCCGGCCUCUUCCGCCGCCCAAGGCCGCGCCCUCCCGUGCCCAUGGCCUGCCCGGGCCCGUCGCUCCUCGGCGCCUUCGACAUCCUCAGCGCUGCGGGCCAGGACAAACUCGUGCACCUGAAACACAAGCUCAGGGCCCGACGCCCCGGCGGCCAGGCGGCUGGGCUCCUGCACGCCAUGGUGCAGCUGCAGCUGGGCCAGGAGACCGAGGCCAGGGUCUCCCUGGACGCGCUAAAGGACGACGCGGUGGCCCGGCUGGUGGCCCGCCAGUGGGCGGGCGUGAGCAGCCCCGGGGACGGCGAGCAGCCGCGAGAGCCAGACGUGUGCUGGACGGUCGCCCGCCUGUACCACCUGCUGGCCGAGGAGGAGCUGUGCCCGGCCCGCAUGCGGGACGCCGCCUACCGGGCCGCCCUCCAGGCUCUCAGCUCCACAGACGACCCCCGGCUGGCCAGGCUCCGGGAGGAAGCCCAGGACCGCUGCGGGUGGGACCUCAUCGGGGCCCCAAGCAGCUUCGGGCCCCUGCGCUCCGACCUCGGCCGCCUCCCUCCGUCCUCCAUGGCUGCCUCUGGCACUCGGAGCCUGCCGCGCCCCAUCGAGAGCCCGUCGGGCUGGAGCCGCGGCCGCCCUCUGCGCUCCACGGGCACCCCGGGCUCCCUGGACUGCCACUUGGAGAUCAGCCAGUCGCCCACGGUGGCCCUGUCCAGCCUGCACCGCAGCCCCCGCGGGCCCAACAGGCUCAGUGCAGAGCCCCCGGCCAGCGAGGUGCCCGAGGCCGUGCCCCCCGGCCGCCAGGAGCCCGAGGAGAUGAGCUGGCCGCCCUCGGCAGAGGCCGCCCCCGGCCCGGACCUGCCACCCAGCCCAGCCUCUGGGCAGCCGGAGCAGCCCCCGGAUCCAGCCUCCGCCGGCCUCCCUGAGUCUCCUGCGGCGGCUCCGGAAGCCAGCGCCCACUACCCUGUAGAAUGCUCAGAGGUGUCGGCCGCCCCCGGCUCUCUCCCCUCUCCCACGCUGGAGCCCACGGGGACCCCUGGCCCUGCGGAAGAGCAGGUGCCGCUCCAAGAGUCCGUGGGAGGCCGCGCCCCGCCCCAGAACACUAGGCCGCGGCCACCCGCUCCGGCCAGCCCACAAGUGGCUCCCCCUCCCCCUCCCCCUCCCCCUCCCCCUCCCCCUCCCCCCUCCCCCUCGGCUCCGUCCCCAAGCUCAGCGUCCGAGCAGAAAUUCUACAGCUUCGUGGUCCUGCACACCAGGGCGGACGAGGACAUCGCCGUGCGCGUCCGGGACAAGCUGGAGGCGCUGGGCGUGCCGGACGGGGCCACCUUCUGCGAGGACUUCCAGGUGCCCGGGCGCGGCGAGCUGCGCUGCCUGCAGGACGCCAUCGACCACUCGGCCUUCAUCAUCUUCCUGCUCACGCCCAGCUUCGACUGCCGCCUGGGCCUGCACCAGGUGAGCCAGGCGCUCAUGAGCGCCCUCACGCGCCUCGGCUGGCAGGACUGCGUCAUCCCCUUCCUGCCGCGGGAGAGCUCCAAGGCCCAGCUGGGCUCCGACGCCGCCAGCCUGCUGGCCGGCCUCGUGUGGCUGGAGGAGCGCUCCCAGCUCUUCGCCAGGAAGGUGGCCAACACCUUCAAGGCCGCCACGCUCCGGGACCGCAAGAGCCACUGGCAGAGAGAACAGGUGGCCCGGGCCCUGCGGGAGCAGAGCCGGCACCUGGAGGCCCAGCGGCAGUGGGCAGCGGCCAUGGACGCCGCCACCUCCGCCUACGUCCAGAACUACCUGUCCUGGCAGGCGCAGGUGGACAGGCUGCAGGCCGCGCUCGGGAGCCACCUGUCCUUGGGGGCCGCGGCGCCUCCCGGGGCUCAGGGGCCCCUGGGAGCCCCGCCCCCCUUCCCCACCUGGCCCGGCCACCCUCAGCCGCCGCCGCCACCACCCCUGGGCCCGUGGCAGGCGGGCCUCCUGCCGGCCUCGCCCGCGCCGCCUCCGAGCCCCGGGCUGCAGCCGCUGAUCAUCCACCACGCGCAGAUGGUGCAGCUGGGGCUCAACAACCACAUGUGGAACCGGAGAGGCGCGCAGGGCCCGGAGGACGAGCCGCGGCCGGCGGAGUGACCGGGCCAGAGGACGAGCCGCGGCCGGCGGAGUGACCGGGCCGGAGGACGAGCCGCGGCCGGCGGAGUGACCGGGCCGGAGGACGAGCCGCGGCCGGCGGAGUGACCGGGCCGGAGGGGCGCACCCGGGGGCCGGCGGAGUGACCGGGCCGGAGGGGCGCACCCGGGGGCUGGCGGAGUGACCGGGCUGGAGGACGAGCCGCGGCUGGCAGAGUGACUGUGGACAUGUGGGGUGACAGGGGCCGGCGGAGUGACCGGGGCUCUGGCGGAGUGACCGGGCCGGAGGGGCGCACCCAGGGGCCGGCAGAGUGACGGGGGCCGGAGGACAAGCCGCAGCCAGCGGAGUGACCGGGGCUGGAGGAUGAGCCGCGGCUGGCGGAGUGACUGUGGACAUGUGGGGUGACAGGGGCCGGAGGGGCGCACCCGGGGGCCGGCGGAGUGACUAGGGGCUGAAGGACGAGCCAUGGCCGGUGGAGUGACCGGACCCGGAGAACGAGCCGCGGCCGGCGUAGUGACCGGGCCCGGAGGAUGAGCCAUGGCCGGCGGAGUGACCGGGGCCAGAGAGUGACCGGGGGCCGGAGGACAAGUGCGGCCGGCGGAGUGACCGGGCCGGAGGACAAGGGCCGGCAGAGUGACCGGGGCCAGAGGACAAGCGCGGCCGGCGGAGUGACCGGGGCCGGAGGACAAGCGCGGCCGGCGGAGUGACCGGGGCCGGGCGGAGUGACCGGGGCCAGAGGACAAGGGCCGGCGGAGUGACUAGGGGCUGAAGGACGAGCCAUGGCCGGUGGAGUGACCGGACCCGGAGAACGAGCCGCGGCCGGCGUAGUGACCGUGCCCAGAGGACGAGCCAUGGCCGGCGGAGUGACCGGGGCCAGAGAGUGACCGGGGCCGGAGGACAAGUGCCGGCGGAGUGACCGGGGCCGGAGGACAAGCGCGGCCGGCGGAGUGACCGGGGCCGGAGGACAAGGGCCGGCGGAGUGACCGGGCCGGAGGACAAGGGCCGGCGGAGUGACCGGGAGCCGGCGGGGACCCGGGAGAGACGCCCCUGGCCCCUGUGGCUGCCAGGCCCGGCUGUGGAGCGCAUGCAUUCAGCCCCUGUCUCUGGGCGGGGGCGCCUGGCAUGGCCUUUUCAUUCUAAUAAAUAUUUAUUGCGUAACCCUCCA